AUGAUGUGCUUGUUCAAGCCCAAUACCUACGAUCCAAAGGACUGGCAAUGUCCCAAGCCCAGCUGCAGGACCGUGAAUUUCAAAAAGAGGCAGACCUGCAUUUCCUGUGGUGCUCGAAAGCCAGAAGGAACGAACAGGCCUUUGGAUGAUUGGCGUGAUGGUGAAAAGUUGUUCAAGAAGGGUAGCACCCUUGAGGACUGGAGUGACCUCAUGCAGGGAGGCCUUCUGCCCAAUCAUAUGAUAUGGGUCAAUGCCAGCAGUCAUGAUGACGUCUGGAGCUAUGCCAAGUCAGUCUUGAGCAAAGGCUGCCUGAUGGAGCAUGAGUACUAUGACUGGAAUAGUCGACCACAAGGAAGGGUCGAGGACUGGGGCGAUCUUGGCCAUGGUCACCUGAUCGGCGGUCACCUUGUCGCCAGCGAUGGGUACUAUGAAUGGCACGGCAAACAGGAGCAACAACGAAAGAAGGAGGAAGAGAAGGAAAACGUAGCCGAGGGCGAAGCAGAAGCUACGAGAGGCUUGAGCCUUGAGGAUGACGCAUGGGCUUAUGCGGAAUCGGUGCUCAACAAAGGGUUUAUUUUGGAGUACGAUGCUAUGAUUGGAGUGGAAAGCCCCAAGGAAAGUCAUGUUUGA
Durusdinium trenchii is the source of this 630-nucleotide messenger RNA. The record is from the annotation of a GenBank genome assembly. NCBI's taxonomy places the organism in Eukaryota, Dinophyceae, Suessiales, Symbiodiniaceae.